GGUGAAUACAAAUUUAAAUGAAAUGUGAGAUGUGGAUUCUGGAUACCAUUGAAGGAUGUACGUUUAAAUAGCAUGUCAGAAGCUACAUUCAGCUGUGCAAACUGUACAUAUUCCACCAACACCAAAGCAAAACUCCGAUCACAUCUCGUGAUCCAUUCUGAACCACAGUACCCAUGCACUCAGUGCGAUUACAAGGGAAAACGUAAAGCAGACUUAAUGCAGCAUCUCAAGAAAAACCACGCUGAUACGCCAGGUAGUGUAUCACGCGGAGAGUCGAGCGGUUCGAGUACAGAACCAUUAAGAACACCAUCUCCUUGCACUAGUGAAGACUUACCAUCUAUUAAUCCCCCAGGAUUAAGGAUCAGUGGAGUGUUUAGUGCUUCGGGAUCAGAAACCUCAGAGACACCUGUACUCACUCCGGGUCAUACCCCUACCCCAGAAAAGUCAAGUUCUGUUAGUUCUAGACGCCCCAGCACACCAGAAAGUAUGAUGUCAUCAGCGAGUCAAAAAGACACAGAUGCAUCAAACCCUAUCCCACCUCCUAAUGUCCCACCCACUCAGGGUCUACAGAUUCCUCAUACUCCAGUUGGGAACAAUUACUUGGAGAUUAAACGGGAAGCGACAGUAUUUAGUAUUAAAAAUGAAGUCGGGACAGAAAAGUUGGGCAAUUGUGAUUAUGCAUCAUACCCUGUUAAGACUGAACCUGGUAUAAAACCAUCUAUACCUGGGGCUUUGAACAAGAUCAUACAGGAUUUUAAUGCUACAGGUCCCCCUGACUUAAGUCCCCAGAGUAAUAAUUCCCCAUCUAGUACAGAAAGACUCUCAGGAGCAGCCACACCGACUACCACUAGCGCCCCUGCUCUAGGAGGGCAGGGAAUGUCCCCCAACAUGUGUACAACUUUAAAGGACAUUGAGAGCAUCGUUAAUUCUUCCAUACAGAAUGUUGUUAAUGAAAAUCGUCAGAAUGCUCUACAAACUUCUGGUCUCAUUGAGGGUGGGAAUACUAACAGUAGUAGCGCCCCUUUAAAUGGAUCAGGCUCCACACCCAGUGUACCCCCAGGAUCAAAUAACGACUCAUCAAAUAGUAAACCAAGUGUUGACAAUGAUGAUGAUGAUGACGAGAUCAUUAUAAUGGAUAGUUUUGUUAGUGACACACGAAAGAAACAAAUGCGACAAAUUGCCCCCAAACCAAUGGGACUCACUCAAGGCAGCCCUAGACAAAGGGUUCCUGCCCCAAAUAUGAUGAUGCAGCGGACCCCAGAGAAGGGCCCUAUGGCUAAUGGAAUGAGGCAAAUGUCUCCCGGUUUAGGGGGUCCCAGUCCUCGGAUGAGAUCCCCCGGACAAAUGGGCCAACGGAUGCCUUCACCUGGGAUGAAACGUCCCGGAUCAGAUAUGAUGGGUGGACCGAGACCAAAACAAACAGUUCUAUUUAAUUCUAAUCCUCGUAUCCAAGGCCCUAGAUCUCCAUAUAACAACAGAAUGAUGGGCCCUAGGCCAGGAAGACCUAUGGGUCCAGGGGCUGCUCCAAUGCACCAGGGGGGUGCAGGCCGACCAUUUGAGUAUAAAGAAAUGCCCAGGGAGGUGCUGACAAUGUCCGGUAAAGGGCAAAUCAAAAGUCAUGGACAGGGGACAAUACCACACGGUGGAGCAGACAACUCUUGGAUGUGUGACCACUGUAAGAUAAUGUUCUUUGACCAGGCUAUUUAUCUCAUGCACAAGGGUAUGCAUUCACCAUAUGACCCUUGGCAGUGCAAUCUCUGUGCAACACGCUAUUCGGAUGUAUAUUCAUUUACAUCACAUUUCAUCAAUAGCCACAAUAAGAAAUAAGUCACUUAGAAUCAUAAUAUGUGUAAAUUAGUCUUCAGAUUUAAUUACGCACCUACAGAUAAUACUAGGGGGGGAUCUGACCUCUUACAGAAAGAUAAUUAUGGGGCUGAAAAGGAAUAUCCUGAGACUGAGGUGGGGGGGCUGGGUUCAACUAAUAUAUACGAAACUAAUUUAGCAAUUAGAAGUCAUUCUCUCCUUGUUUCUUCAGUCAUAUUGAUCAUUGGAGAUAUUUUUUAUUUGAAGCUGCUAAAGUGGUCAGCUAUCUCCCCCAAGUUUUUACUCAUGAUAUAUAUAUGAGGAAAUAUUUUUUGAUAGCAGAACUGGCCUAUUCUUUGUUACCUCCUAAUAAGUUGUGUAAAUAUUCGAGACAAUUACACUAAUUUUGUAUAUAUACAGCGUAUACAUCCACUGUAUAGUAUAUGGUAAAUAUUGUAUGUACAUGUGUUCAUGUACUCUUUGUAUUCUGUACAUAUUAUGAUUAGAAAUGUUAGCCUAAUUUGUAAAUCGUUAAAACCAACGUGUUAUGAUCCAUUGACAUCCCUGAUCUUCCUAACACGAUACCGACAAUUUUGAAACCCAGAUGACAACUCAGAAACCAGGCAAUUGAUAAUUGAGAAACUUGGAUGAAAACUCUGUACAUGUACUUUACGGAAUUUUCAUUCUGAAGAUAAAAGUUCAAAACAUUCAGAAUGGGUAAAAUGUAGGAAGUUUGAUACCAAGCAGGGCUCUCACCAGUCUGUGGGAAAUAUUUAAGGUGUGGUAGAAAGAUUUCGGCAUAAUCAAUCGUUUAAUCAUGAUAAAUUGUAUUUAUGUUAUAUUUAUCCUUUUGAAAUGCUAUUAUUGUGUAUUCAGUCAAGUUUAGACAGUGGAAACAAUCAUCAUUGGCCA
Owenia fusiformis is the source of this 2715-nucleotide messenger RNA. NCBI's taxonomy places the organism in Eukaryota, Metazoa, Annelida, Polychaeta, Sabellida, Oweniidae. The record is from the annotation of a GenBank genome assembly.